AUGGAAAGCAGGCAGGACGCGCAAGCAACAGAAACAACGCCGUUAUUGACUCCAACAAUCAAUCGUGAUUAUUGUUCCACCGAUGAACUAUCACGUUCGUCGCCAAACUUUCCUCAGAGCCGAGAGGAGGCCAAAAAGCAUAUAGAGGAGAUCUGUCAGACCCAUCACGAUCUGCUAUGCGAAGAGCAAUACAGUAGCUUAAACCGCUUCUUAUUCGAGCUACUGCAGAACGCCGAUGAUAAUGCCUACGGUGAUCAAACUCCCCAUGUCGCUCUACGCUACGAUGGUCGAUACUUGAGUAUAGAAUCCAAUGAGCUUGGGUUUUCGAAGAAGAAUGUCGUGUCGAUUUGCAAGUUUAGCCAAAGCACCAAGGCAAGCAAGUCUACGGGUCCCAGCGAUCGCAAUUUCAUUGGUGAGAAGGGCAUAGGCUUCAAAUCAGUAUUCAUGAUCGCCACCAAGGUUUGGAUCAAGUCUGGUCACUACUCCUUCUCCCUCGAUCAAAGUCGACUACUCGGAGAGAUUUCACCUCAUUGGGCCGAACACUUUCCAGUGGCAGCUAAUCUACCAAGUGGCACCUUGAUUGUGCUGGAACUUAGCGAAAACUUCCUCGGAGCAGAGAAAGCCACCGAAUUAGUUAUGACCCUGCAGAGAUUUAGUGCUGUUGAGCUUCUGUUUCUCUCACAAGUCAAGCACAUCGACAUUGAGCUGAUCAGAGCAACUUCGUGGAUUUCGAGCAUCAUGUCAAAGGAUAGAACAUGGAAGACAACGCUUACGGCGGAUCUGAUUCCCCAUGAGCUCAAGGUCUUGAACGUUGCCAAGACUUGGGAAGCAGAUAGGAUGAAUGCUUAUGUCACUUAUCGGCACAUUGUUAACUACAUGUUGCCUGAUUCCAGACGACCGGGUCGCCACUCAGCUGAGAUUAUUCUUGCCUUUCCAGACAGGCUCAACGAAGACAAUCCAAUUGCAACAAAGAAAGUAUACGCAUUUCUACCAGUUCGCGACUAUGGCUUCAAGUUCUUAGUUCACUCGGAUUUCAUUGUGUCUACAAAUCGAGAAGACAUACAGCCCUGCGAAUGGAAUAAACGUCUAGCUAUGGAGAUAUGCAAUGCCCUGAGUGAAGCAAUCCCCAAAUUCAAGACCCAGUACCCAGAGUUGUGGUUUAAGUGGCCAUUGCUACUUCCCGACAGAAAUGAUGGAAAUGGAAUUUUCCAGCGAACUGGGGAGCUAUCACUGGAAGUUUUAUCUCGACAGCCCGUCUUUCAAGAUGUUGACGGGCAUGUACGUACCCCAGGAGAGGUUUUCUCCAUCCCCCAGCACUUUAGGGAUGAGACAGGAUAUCCCCUCAUUCCAAGUGAGGUCUCUGGUCACAGGAUAAUUUCCGGGAUGUAUCCAAUCCAGACUUCCAGCUAUCUACAGAGGCUUGGUGUCAGAGUCUUGACCAAUCGGCAGUUCUUGAAUGAUCUCAAGACAUAUAUCAAGAGAUUCCCUUACGUCUUCCAGGAAAAGACAAAUAGCUGGCACGUUCGACUCUGCAUCGCGCUGCUGAAGCUCGUUAAGGAAUACAAGAAGGAGAUCCAGUCAUUGCCAAUUAUUCCGCUUCACGGUCUCGACCAAUGGGUCUCAGCCAGCUCUGGCAGCUUAUACUUCGCGAUUGAUGGACUCUCCUCUCCUCUCCUCGGAAGCCUUGGGGACUGUUGGGCCGUUGAUCCAUCAUAUUACGGCACAGCAAGAGGGCACCUUUUUAUACAACUAGGAGUGAAACAGGGGUCGACAACUCAGUUAUGCAAAUCUAUUAUUGAUGAGAACUCGAAGUCCAUACACAGGACCUCUACAACACUGGACGAUUUGAUGAAACAAAUUCUAUUCCUGUAUGAGGCUAAUUGGAAGCCAUCAACUACAAUAUCGCAUGGCUUUUGGUUUAUAACCUGUGAUAUGGGCAGAGCCCAGGCUUCUGAGCUGUACAUUGAGUCUGAUACCCCCUUGAUGGCUAGCGACAUCCAUAUCAAAACUGCGCUAAAGCUACAAUUCAUUCAUCCUCGUUAUAUAGAGAGCCUGCGAGACUUUUCUGGUGGAAUCGAGUGGCUAAUGAAGUGUUUUGGUUUGCAGUCGCAACUGCGAAUCAUUGAUCAUCAGAGGGCACCACAUGAAGAUUUCCAAAGACUUUUGAAAGAGGCGCCACGGAUUACUUUGGAAGUACUGAAACUACACUGGGAUUUCUACUGUCCCCUCUUUCAGAACAACAAUCGUCCCGAAAUGUCGCCAGAGGAGACAUUGACUUACAACUCCAUUGUACCAGCGGAUAGACUCCUUGACGUCCCAUCCGCUGAUGACGGGGAUUGGGAUUUCUUGACUGUCUUCGGAGUCACAACACAGCCUAACGCGAGUUUAUUCAUCAAUCUUCUACGUGAGGUGCGCGGCCAGCAGGUCCCUCACACGUAUGUCAGGGAAAUCUACCUCCAGCUUGAGAAGUACAGGGCUACUUCUGACAAGUACCUAGUUGAUUGGUUAUUCCACGAGCAACGAUGCAUCUAUAUUCCCCAUCACUAUAAUGGUCAAACCGGGGAUUGGUAUGACACGGAAGCGUGCGUCUGGCAAGGGCCCGCCUGCUUGAGACAAACUCCACAGCUUGUCUUAUUCUACGCGGAGUUGCAUGGCUUGUUCGAGGAUCUGACGCCGACUACCACUUUCGAUACUAUGAAGAAGGAGGUCGAUCAUCUGGACACCAAAGACAUCGCUCAUAUUUUUGCAGUAUUGCAGUCUAUCUCUGACUUUCUUGUCCAGUCCCGGGACGAACCAAACACGAAAAUACCUGAUGUAAAAUCAUGGCGCAUGUUCCCUGUAAGGUUAGCAGAUACUGGAGAAGUUGUUCUGCGCUCAUGGGGGAAACCAUGGGAUGAGUCGUGGUUAAUACCAGACGAGACUCAUCUGUGGCAAGUUUUCAAGGACGUCGUGGAUCUGUGUCGUUUCUCUCUCAAAGAUCUGCAAUCUUUGUCGGGUCUGACACAUAAAAUGACGUUUAGUCUUCGCCGCAUCUCGUGGCAUGCCACCAAGAAAGUACUAGGGCCCGAAGACGACAUUUGUCGACCACUAGAACCAUACGCGCAGAAUUUGCGUGAUAAAGCACGGUAUAUUUCACAGUUGAUACCGCAACAGACAAAGACGGGAAGAGUGGCUAAGCUACGGAAGCUGCUUCGAAACAUCAAAGUAUUCCAGUCUGGCCGUAUUGAAACGGUAUGGACUCUUCGUUUCCAGGAUAAGAAGCAUGAGAGUGUUUCUUCGGAAAACCAAGCUAUGGUACAAAUUCAAGACAACGUACUCAAAGCGUAUGUUGUUUGUGAAGACAAGUUCCUGGUUCAUGACUACACCCCCCCUGACCUUGUUCGGGCAUUGGCAGAGUUCCUUCACAUCCAGGAUCCAGACGAUUUAAGCCUUCUCGCAACCAUACUUGAGCGAACAAAUCACUCUUUCAUCGAGAGGGAUCUCGAUCAUCGAGCUCAACGACGCAUGUUGUCCUACUCAUCAAUAGGGUUAGUUCAAUCGGACGACUUGAGUAGUGUUGCUUCAGAUGAACUUGUGAUGCCUGGAUCGACAGACAACGCGGGUCCCUCAUCCAGCCACAACGUUAGAGAAUUUCCUUUCGAACCUCAUCAAACUGCGAGUCCGUCAACUAUUAGGGCCAAAAAGAGUGAAGAGGGGCGAGCUAAACAAUUGGACGGAGAGCCGGCUUUGAAGCCACAAGCUGGCACAGAGCCUGGCAGCGACAAGGCGGCCGGUGAAUCAGGUCUUGUUUCUGGGGGCAUCAAGAGCAAAAAGGUUGAUUUCUCGAAAGCAAAUGGGAAUGGGAGCUCUCCAUCCCUAGGCUCUAUAUUGGUCAAAGAAGAAGGGAAAGAUGAAGCCGAUGAGCCCCAUCAGUCUCCUUACGAUAAACACCCAGGCAUGCUACCUGACCGACAUGUAAAGGAAGAUCAAGCCAACACUGAAAGGGGGAAGUCCGCGUCCCCGAGGCCUCGUGCUGACGAGAAUUCGAUAAGUGCUAGGGCAGAAACACCCAGUGGUGAUGCGGUUGAACGAGGGCGGGAUCGGCAGAGGCCAGAAGCCGUUGCAGAGUUUUCAACACACCAGCAACCACCUCCUAAGAAGCUGACGGAUCAUUCGAGUGGCGACACCAAAACGCUCCAUCUGACAGACAAAAAUGAUAAUCUCCCACUACCAGGCAAAAGCAUACGUUCCCGCUCUGUGGGCGAUACUGCAGGUGCCCAUUCGAGCCCGUGGACUGUUAGUUUGCCUACGGAUUACUCGAAGAUUCAGGAGGCUCGGAGGGAGGAAGAGGACAGGAGAGCUGCGGAAUCCAAACUGACAUCAGACGAACUGGACGAUUAUUUGAGCAUGAGCAAAGGGCGAUUUCAGCCCAGCACUUCGUCGACUACGUUCGAAGGCUAUGACACCCAGGAAACCAUAUAUCGCGGAGAGCUAUGUAUAUCCAAGUCAUGCACCUUUCACAUUCAGGUCUGUGCUACGAACCUCGGCCUCCAUUCACACUUCCAGCUGUCUUCAGCACAAUACGAAAAGGCGAGAAAGAUGAAGCUACAUCCUGGUCGGAAAACAAGGAACGUCUAUAUCCUGGCACGGGUCUAUGACUUGGGAACAGAUCCCAAUUACGCUCUCUACAUCGAUCCUUGGCAUCUCUACGAGGAUAACCGUCUACUUCUCCAUCCACCAAGCCAUUUCACAGCAAAGGUCACCCUCGAGGCUAAUGCUGUUCUCGCAGGAAGUUAUCGCGCGGCGAGUGGAGUGGCAGAAGGAAAGAGCAAUAGUAUCUAUCGUGGACUGGAGUUAAAAGACCAGCAGAUCCGUCUCCUAAGACUCAAUCUUGACGAAGACCAACCACUCAAGGUAACUCUGGUACGAAAAGACCUGCAGCAAGCACCCGUUUUCUGGGCAAUCUCCUAUGUUUGGGGUCUCCCACCAACAACACUGGGUCCGUUCCUCGACGUCAACGGGGUCCAAGUUCCUAUCACCGAUUCUCUGUCGUCCUGUCUGACCUGCCUUCGGAAACAACAGGCCGACGCAUUAAUUUGGGUAGAUGCGAUCUGUAUCAACCAGAAUGACGACACAGAGAAGGCGGUCCAAGUCAGUCAAAUGGGCAAGGUGUACCAAACGGCUGAGCAGGUCAUUAUCUGGAUGGGUCCUGAGCAACCAGAUGAAAAGGGGGUUCUGACAACGAUUUCAAAGCUACAACAAUCCACAAGCAAAACAAAAUCUGAAUAUCAACUACGGCUCGACGAUGUACGACUAAUUAGGUCCUUGUUGCAGCGGCAAUGGUUUAUUCGCACUUGGAUUAUUCAAGAACUAGUAUUUGCUUCUAAGCCAUUCCUGAUGCAUGGCAGCUCACGAAUCGAGUGGAACAUUUUCAUCGAGGGGGUUCUUGAAUGCGAAGCACGGGUUCAAAAUACCCCAGGUCUGGCAUAUCAAGAAGGAUUGUUUCACAGACCAGCUAUGGCCUUGCAUACCAUCCGACAAAACUACCAAGGAUCUCGGUCAGGAGCAUCUCCAAAGCGGCACAAGUACAGCUUCCUAGAGCUUGUAGAAAUGUUCUUCUAUACACGAUCUUCCGAGGCACGCGACAAAAUCUUUGCUCUCCUGAACCUGGCUCAUGACAUGGAGGACGAAGCUUUCCGUCCUGACUACGGAUCAGAAGAAAGUGUCAUCUUGUCCCGCUGCGCCCUACACUUGGUCAAGUCCCAGCAUACUCUUGAUCUGAUUUACCACGCUGGGUUUGGUAAAGGCGCGUCCUUUUGUCGCUGGAUUCCCGACCUCAUGAACUCGGCAAAAAGAGAGGUUUACGCACCAACGAUUUCUACUUGGGAGUCAGCCGGUACAAGAGGGCAUCCUGGCUUUAAUGCUGGGGCACCGCUUUCUAUCCUUGCCACUGCGGAGGAUUUAGGAGGACGCGGAGAAACUCCGGUGCCUGUUCUCAACAUCAGCGGGAGGUUCUUUGAUACAAUCCAGAAUUGUCGAGCGUCAGGUGUGAACAGCACUAUCACGGGCAUACCAUUUUGUCAAGUGAUCCACGACUUUCGCAGAUUUAUAUCUCAUCUUGACAACUACCAUGACCUAGGGAAGAGUUGGGAAAUCGGGCUGAUCAUCAAGUGCUUAACCGGAGAUGCUGCACGCCCUCAGACAUCUUCAAGCUCACUAUCGGCCUUCACCACUCAUGAGAGAUCAUCUCCCGGAAUUUGGCCGCCUGAUUUGGCAAAAUAUGUCGGCGAGAUAGACCCCGGGAGGGAUGGGUAUGAGUAUGCUCGGCAACGACGAGAGUACGAAAAGGUUCAUGACUUGUUCUGGGAAACAGUUUCUGCAUUCCUGGGGAGAUUUCCGGGGACAAACAUAUGCGUGACCGAGAAAGGCUAUGCGGGGAUUGUCCCCUCUUCAGCUAAAAGGGGCGAUAAGAUCUUUGUUCCUCAUUCAUCAAAGGUGCCUUUUGUUGUAAGAAAGUCGGCAAUGCGGAACAUCAAGCCAGAUCACUAUCAACUGGUUGGAGAAGCUUAUAUCCAAGGGAUCAUGUACUACGAUCAAUCUCCUCUGAGGGAAAUGAGUGGACAGAAGGAUGAACAGAUUUGCCUAAUAUAG
Molecule: messenger RNA, 6630 nt
Organism: Fusarium tjaetaba
Lineage: Eukaryota; Fungi; Ascomycota; Sordariomycetes; Hypocreales; Nectriaceae
Product: het domain protein
Exons: 9
Coding region: 1-6630 (2209 amino acids)
Source: RefSeq, a predicted model, not a curated record